AUGUCAGAAAGUUCCUCAGGUGUGAACACUCUCAGUGGCAGUUUCCCCAAAUCCCACUCCUCCCAGUACUCUGACCUCGGGGUUACACACACACCUCUCUCUGUGGACCAGAGUCCUGAUUCUGGACUUGUAUCGACACCUCUCCCGUCAAGACGGUUCAGGUUCGUGUCGUGGCAUCGCCUGGAGCAGUGUGAUGUCACGGGUGACCAGCUGACCUGCCCCAGGGUCAGAGAAGGGCCAUCAGAAGAGGAGCUGCUUCAAAGAGAGGAGGAUGACAUCUGUUUGGAGAGAGGGAGGAGAAGUAGGAGGAGAGAGGAGGAAGGACAACGAUGGGAGGAUAGACUGCAAGAGAACUGGGAAAACUGUCUGGAGUUGAAUCUGUCCUACCAGGACUUGGGUGACCCCUUCCAGCAAGACAACUUCCUGCGGAUCCUCCGCCGGUUGAUCCGCGUGGAGAAACUACAACUGGUUGACAACUCCCUCACCAACCUGAGUUCCGUACGUCUGCCAAGGUGCAGAAUGCUAAACCUGCACCGUAACCACCUGGUGUGUCUGCGUCAGCUGCCAAAGCUCCCGGCGGUGGAGCACCUUUGUCUGUCUGAGAAUGCCAUCGGCUCCCUGGGGGGACUGGGGGCCCUGGGGAGCAGCCCUCUACGCUCCCUCAACCUCACCCGCAACCCAGUGACCUUCACUCAGGACUACCGUGCACGUGUUUUCCUCUGUUUGCCAAAGCUCGAGAUCCUGGAUGGCAUCCCAAAGCUGCCAGAAGACUCUCUGCCCACCAGACUACAGUUCCCAGAAACCACCAGGAUGUGCAACAUUUUGUGACAUUCUCUCCAUGGAUGGAUGUGUACGGAGUCAGUUCUCCCGAUCCUAAAACACUUGACGCGGUGACGAGGCUUCAGCAAAGUACUGGUCAGCAGACGUUGAAGUCGCACUGAAGGUUUCAUAGAACUGUUCAAGUUAUUCACACAAAGUGUGUCACGUCAGUUGCCGAAAACACACAGACAAUGCAGUCACAGGAAAUGUAAUGGCAAUGUGCUACAACGCCACGCAACAACCU
Anarrhichthys ocellatus (wolf-eel) is the source of this 1063-nucleotide messenger RNA. RefSeq lists its product as uncharacterized. The record is from RefSeq and is a predicted model, not a curated record. NCBI's taxonomy places the organism in Eukaryota, Metazoa, Chordata, Actinopteri, Perciformes, Anarhichadidae. The transcript is spliced from 7 exons. The coding region runs from base 1 to 828 and encodes 275 amino acids.